Molecule: messenger RNA, 2643 nt
Organism: Penicillium roqueforti
Lineage: Eukaryota; Fungi; Ascomycota; Eurotiomycetes; Eurotiales; Aspergillaceae
Product: putative SNF2 family helicase/ATPase PasG
Exons: 4
Coding region: 1-2643 (880 amino acids)
Biological process (GO): pericentric heterochromatin formation; negative regulation of gene expression via chromosomal CpG island methylation; lymphocyte proliferation
Cellular component (GO): pericentric heterochromatin; nucleus
Molecular function (GO): ATP binding; ATP-dependent chromatin remodeler activity; chromatin binding
Source: RefSeq, a predicted model, not a curated record
AUGUCUGUUGAAGACACAGCUACUCCCACGGAUUCCCGUGCGGGGACUACGGCGCCCGAAUCGGUCAUUCCUUCGUCGCCGCUCACAGACCCAACUGAGGCUGACUCGAAGUCUUCUCAUGAUAAAGACGACAAAUCUAAAGCAGAUUUGACCGAUUCAGAAGAUGUUGAGGGGAUGGAUAGCAAGGCCAAGGCCUUGAUGCACUUGUUGAAAACCAGCUCCGUCUUUGUCGCUAUCAUGUCAGAUAAAAUGAAGCAGCAACAAGAGGACGCACGCUUGGCAGCGAUCAAGCACAACGAACAAGCUGCCGCGAGUCAGAAAAAAGCCAAGUCUCAUGCUGAAUCUGCUCGCCGAACCACUCGAACUCGGCCAACUCAAGAUGCGAUGGAGGAGAAGACAUCCUCUAGUGGCAAGGGCGCCAAGGAAAAGACCACAGGAUCGACUAGAGGUCGGCCUAGGCGGGCAGCCGCCGCCAAUGGCAGCUCUAUUUCUAAUUAUUUCAAGAAGGCCGACGUGGAAGUGACUGAAGACAAUCCCUCGGUGCAGCAAGCCCUUGAGAAGGCUGCAGACGACUACGAAGCAAACCCCACGGCUCUUGGUGAGCAGCACUUAGUCGCGACACAGCAGCCAGCACUUGUGAGCGGUGGCAAAAUGAGAACAUAUCAGUUGGAGGGCCUCGAAUGGCUCAAGACGCUAUGGAUGAAUGGGCUUUGUGGCAUUCUUGCCGAUGAGAUGGGCCUUGGAAAGACUGUUCAAGCAAUCUCCAUGAUUGCUUUCUUGAAAGAGAAGAAUGUUUCGGGUCCGUUCUUGAUUGCAGCACCGCUGAGUACGGUGAGCAAUUGGGUAGAUGAGUUCGCCCGAUGGACCCCGGGAAUUAAAACGAUCUUGUAUCACGGCUCCAAAGAUGAGCGAGCUGUCAUGCGCAACAAGCACAUGAAAAUGAAAAAUCAGGGAGAUAUGGACUUCCCAGUGGUGUGCACAUCCUACGAAAUCUGCAUGAACGACCGGAAGUUCCUGGCUCAAUAUCAAUGGCGUUAUAUUGUUGUUGAUGAGGGUCAUCGCUUGAAGAACAUGAAUUGUAAGCUCAUCAAAGAGCUUUUGACCUAUAACUCGGCCAAUCGUCUAUUGAUCACUGGAACACCUCUUCAGAACAACAUCUCAGAGUUGUGGUCACUUUUACAUUUCCUGCUUCCGGAAGUUUUCAAUGACCUCAACUCAUUUGAGGGGUGGUUUGAUUUCUCCUCAGUCCUGGACAACAAGGGCCAGGCAAAUCUUGUUGAAAAACGCAAGCGUAACUUGGUUACUAGUAUGCAUGCCAUCCUCAAGCCCUUCCUUCUGCGACGUCUCAAAACAGAUGUGGAAACUACCCUCCCCAAGAAGCGGGAGUACAUUUUGUACGCCCCUCUGACUCCCGAACAAAAAGAUCUAUAUCGGGAGAUAAUCAACGGUACAGGGCGUCAAUACCUUGAGGGAAAAGCUCUGGAGCGACUGGAGAAUAAGAGCGGCAGCUCUACGCGCUCGCAAAGUAUGAAGCGCAAACGGAGUAGCGAUGAUACAACGCCGGUCAAGAGCGCCAGACCCAGCGGGAUAUCCACGCCAGCUAGCAAUAGAAAUAAUUCUAGCCGCCGUUCCCGACGCAAUACGCGUCAGAGUUACAAUGAUCUAAGCGAAGGAGAGUUUGAUGAGCACCUCCGCAAACUCGAGCUGGGAAUUGAAGUAGAUGAAGAGCAGGUCGAUCCCAGCGAUACUGAGCUUGAAGAGAUGCAGCAGGCUGAGAAUCUGAAGCUUGCUAAGAAAGAGAUUGGGCAAAAGAAGAUGCAAAACCCGGUUCUGCAGGCUCGUCUUGCCUGCAAUUCUCCGCACAAUUUCUACUGGCCUUGGAUGGACGAGUCCUCUUCUGUAGACGAAACACUCGUCUCCGCCUCUGGGAAGAUGCUUUUGUUGGACCGUUUGGUUUCGUGUUUGCUGCAGAAGGGCCAUAAGAUCUUAAUUUUCUCUCAGUUCAAAACUCAACUCGAUAUCAUUCAAGAGUGGGCAACAACCCUUCGGUCUUGGGAGUGUUGCCGGAUCGACGGCGCUAUUGCACAGUCAGAGCGUCAGGCUCAGAUCAAAAACUUCAAUUCCAAAAAGAAUCACAAGCUCUUCCUCCUGAGCACCCGAGCUGGUGGCCAAGGAAUCAAUCUCACCGCUGCCGACACCGUCAUUAUCUAUGAUUCUGACUGGAAUCCGCAGCAGGAUCUUCAGGCUCAGGACCGAGCCCACCGCAUUGGCCAGACCAAGCCAGUGAUUAUCUACAGAUUGGCAACGAAGGGUACGGUUGAGCAGACACUCCUCGAGAAAGCGGAUUCCAAGCGCCGUCUCGAACGUCUGGUAAUUCAGAAAGGCAAGUUCCGCUCCCUGCUCGACCCCAGUGCGAAUUCCCAGGAUAUCGAAGAACUGCGCAAGGUUCUUGGCGAGAAUGAAUUCGAGCGGUUCGACGUUGGCGCCGACCCUGCAUCGAUCUUGUCGAAUGAAGAUCUUGACAUCUUAACCGAUCGCUCUGAGGAGGCUUAUUUGCGUGCUGAGAAGGGAUUGGAUACGAAAGGGGAUACGUUUAUUGCGGUUGAAACGAAGCGCGAUCCUGGUGAGAGCAUCCUUUCUUGA